Molecule: messenger RNA, 502 nt
Organism: Dentiscutata erythropus
Lineage: Eukaryota; Fungi; Glomeromycota; Glomeromycetes; Diversisporales; Gigasporaceae
Source: the annotation of a GenBank genome assembly
AUGAAGUUACAUCCUGGCAAUUUCGAUAUUAAGGAAAAACCGAACGCAGAAAGUGAUAGAAAAAAAUUUUUGCAUCGGUCAAUUCGUCGAAUUAAACAAAAUUUGUCAGUCCUGUCGAAAAAUGCGCCAGAUUACGCAGACAUAGCAAAAUCAUUAUUAGAAAAAGAAAUAAAUCCUUUAGAAAAACAAUUAAGUAAUUCUUUCACUCCCAUUCCUAACUUGAAUUUCAAAAUGCACCUGCAUUUUCUGAGCAAAUGGCAACAUAAAAAGUAUAUGUCGAGAAGAAGUGAAGAAUUGGAUAUAAGCAAUAAGGAACUUGAAGGAUCCUUAUCAUUAGUUGGUUUCAGCAAUCUAGAAUAUCUUACUCUCGAUAAUAACCAAAUCACUAGCCUAGACUUAAGUGAUUCUCCAAAAUUAAAAAUAAUAAAAUUAAAAAUUAAAAAUUUACCAAAUUUAGAAGAUCUAACUUGCCAUUAUAACCAAUUAACUGAUUUAAAGCUAA